ACUCGCUCGGCCUCACUCAAAUAAAACAGGAUCCACUCGGACUACCAGGUACAAGGCAAAACCCCUCGGAGUCAUCAAGGAAAUUAAAAAGGUCAGGCCCUGCAAUGAGAUGCAGUUUCCUUUGGGCCACUAAAGAGCAAAAAGAACUACACAAUCCACUGAGGACGCAGUGUCCGUCUCCCACCCUGUCCAUUGCAGAGGUAGCAGUGACUCCUAGAAUACCACCCCCUUCCCAUCGCCAGCAUGUCUGCUGUUACCUCAGCAACCCCGGCCCCUCCUCAGGGAGUCAACCCCCCACCCCCGGAGGUGACCAAUCCCACCAAACCAGGUCGGAAAACCAACCAACUACAGUACAUGCAGAAUGUAAUGGUCAAGACGUUGUGGAAGCAUAACUUUGCCUGGCCCUUCUACGUGCCAGUCGAUGCCAUCAAAUUGGGACUUCCGGAUUACCAUAAGAUCAUAAAGCAACCUAUGGACAUGGGAACCAUCAAAAAGAGACUGGAGCAUAACUACUAUUGGAGUGCCAGUGAAUGCAUGCAGGACUUCAACACCAUGUUCACCAACUGUUACAUAUAUAACAAGCCAACAGAUGACAUUGUCCUGAUGGCACAGGCCUUGGAGAAGAUCUUCCUGCAGAAAGUUGCCAUGAUGCCCCAGGAGGAGGUGGAGCUUCUGCCUCCUACACCCAAACCCAAGAAAAGCAAAAGCAUAGGUGGUCUGGAUGGAAGUGAGUCACCACCGUCCUUCCCUGGCUCUACGACAUCUGUGAUUGGCUCUUCUACAAUGUCUACCAUCACCCCCAAAGUCCCAGCUGUGCAGUGCUCGCCCAAUGCUCCCAUGAUUCCCGUCGUCUCACCCUCACAACCUCUUGUCAAAAAGAAAGGGGUAAAGAGGAAAGCAGACACCACCACCCCCACGACAUCUGCAAUCACAGCCAGCCGGAGUGAAUCUCCCAGCCCCGUCUCAGAGGGCAAGCAGGGUAAAGUGAUGUCCAGAAGGGAGAGCACAGGCCGUCCGAUCAAAGCUCCCAAGAAAGACCUUGUGGAAGGGGAGUUGGGCCAGCAUGGCGGCAAGCGGAGCAGAAUGAGUGAGCAGCUCAAGUACUGCGACAGUAUCCUGAAGGAGAUGUUGUCAAAGAAACAUGCUGCGUAUGCCUGGCCCUUCUAUAAGCCUGUAGACGCUGAGGCUCUGGAGCUACAUGACUACCACGAGAUCAUAAAGCACCCCAUGGAUCUCAGCACUGUUAAAAAAAAGAUAGAUGGCCGGGAGUAUCCAGAUGCACAGAUGUUUGCAGCGGAUGUUCGAAUAAUGUUCUCAAAUUGUUACAAGUAUAACCCUCCAGAUCACGAGGUUGUUGCCAUGGCCAGAAAACUCCAGGAUGUGUUUGAGAUGCGUUUUGCUAAGAUGCCUGAUGAACCGGUGGAGCUGAGCCCCGGUGCAGGCGGUAUGGUCAGUAAAGGUGACAACUCGAGCAGCGGUGACUCCUCCAGCUCGGACUGCUCCGACUCGGAGGAGGAGCGGGCCUCCCGGCUCGCCGAGCUGCAGGAACAGCUAAAGGCUGUCCACGAACAGCUUGCCGCGCUCUCUCAGGCCCCUGUGAGCAAACCGAAGAAGAAAGACAAGAAGGAGAAAGACAAGAAGAAGAAAGACAAGGACAACAAGCACAGCAAAACCAAGACGGACGAGGAGAAGAAGGCCAAGUCUGGGCAGACUGCCAAGCAGGGCCAGCAGAAGAAACCCUCCAGGAAAGCCAACAGCACAGUGACUGGCUCCAGGCAACCAAAGAAGGGGGGCCGGGGCUACGAGUCUGACGAGGAGGAGUCCCUGCCUAUGACGUACGACGAGAAGCGCCAGCUCAGCCUGGACAUCAACCGGCUCCCAGGAGAGAAGCUGGGCCGGGUUGUGCACAUCAUCCAGUCCCGAGAGCCCUCGCUGCGAGACUCCAACCCAGACGAGAUCGAGAUUGACUUUGAGACGCUCAAACCCUCCACCCUACGCGAACUCGAGCGAUACGUCAAGUCCUGUUUACAGAAGAAACAGCGGAAACCCCAACAGAAGGGUGCUGGUACUGGUGCGUCCCGUCUCAGCGGCAGCAGUAGUUCUUCAGAUUCUGGCAGCAGCAGCUCCAGUGGGUCCAGUUCUGACAGCAGUGACUCCGACUGAAAAGCGCAGCCCAAACACUUGCUGGGAACUAUUCAUUUAAAUUUGUACCCUUUUUUAAAGUAAAAUGUUGUAUGCAGUCAGUUGUUUCCCCCUAUAACACUUUAUGAGGAAAAAACAACUAAAUGUAAUGCUAUGUCAGAACAUGUCAAGUGUUUUUUUUUGUAAAUACCUUUGUGGAAAGAAAAAGGAAAAAACAUGGGAAAUUAGAGAUGACUUGACAGGGUUCUUUUUGUUUCCUCUACCUUUUCAAGGGGGAUGUGUUAAAAACCGACCAAACAUGAAACGAGGAUUUUGUAAUACACUCUUGGAUGAAUGCCAGAUGUCUUUUCAUUUCUCCUAAUACCAUCAUCAACAAAGUGAAGGAGUUGCAUAGUUACCAAAAUGCAGCAGAACCCCAUGUCCUCCUUGUCCCAUCACUGCUACAUAAGCAAUCAUUUGCCCAGCGGGUACUGUAACUGUCCUAUUCAAUUACUUUCAUCAACAAAUGUUCAAAACUUCUCAUCCAGCUUAGUUUUUUUUUUUACCCUUUUGGAAUAGGCCCAUAUGUGGAUUUUGAGUUGUCACUCUUCUAAUCAUUCGACUUUGUACAAAAAUGAUUUGUAAUUAUUGUUUUAAAUUGAACGUUUUAUUUAACUAGGCAAGAACAAAUGGUUAUUUACAAUGAUGGCCUACCGGGUUAACUGCCUUGUUCGUGGCAGAACAACUGAUUUUUACAUUGUCAGCUCGGGGUUUGGAUCCAGCAACCUUUCGGUUACUAGCCCAACGCUCUAACCACUAGGCUACCUGCCUCCCCCAAGUACUGAACCUCCUUUGCCUCCGAGUGACACAUUUCAGAUUAUUCUGAGCAAUCAUGUUGGUCGUCUUCAGCAGCAUAUACAGCCCAAUUGAAUGGUAUUGCUGUUAUUCUUUUACUCUAUCAUAACUGACAUGGUCUCUUAUUUUUGAACCCGGCAAUAUAUCAAGUUUUAGCUCAAAUGUAUUUUAGUAGCUGGUCUGAGUGGUUAUGAAAGAACAUUUUAACUUAUAGAAUUUAGAUAUUUACAGAUGCUUUUGGUCAGAAGAAAUGGCAAUACAAUAAUUCGCUCAACAGUUUGAUUCGUUACUCCCAACAUGACAACCACUAGGUAUGGUGGCCUCUCCUGUACAUGUCUUUCCUGGCCAGCCUCUUGCUUGAUCUACGAUUCUCACUGAUGAAUGUACUGUGUGUAUGAUGCCCUGAAUGAUUGUGUUCCACCAGGUCAGUGACAUUGUGUACAUCACUGCUUUAUAUAUGAUGGGACGGCUAAAACUGUACAUAACUGACCUGUGUACAUUUUCAGUACACUGGCGUAGGAGCAAGUCUUUCACUUUUGACUCUAUUGCAAAGUGCACCUGCUGUCUGUUGGGUCUCUAUUCCAAACAGCAGUGCCCUGAUCUUUUUCUCUGUCCAAAGUAAUGACAUAAACAAUGAAAGCAGGACAAUAUUGUGAACUGUGGGGUUUUCUCUGAAGUGCGGGGUAUUGAUUUGAAUGUAAGUCGUUACCACCAGGUAAUUUGUUUUAUUGUGACUAAAUGCCACCGCCUCUCAUUAUAGUCUUCAGUUCUUUUUUUUCUCCGUCAACUCAUCUUUUAUUUUUAUCUCAGAGAACAAAGAGUUAUGUAUUCAUUUAAGAAUAUCCCUCAUAUUCCAACCCUGUAAGAAUGCAUUUUAUUAUUUCAUGAAGUCUGUCUGAACGAUUUGCCUAAUGUACAAUUUCUGGUCUGUUUUUUUCUAGAAUUGGUUCAAAAUAACAUUUAAGCCAUUUUGGAUUUAAUUUACUGUUAAUAAGUUGAUACAUUUAAAGAUUUAGUCAUAUGCAUUGUUAUUUUAAGCUAUGGUGGAAAUAUUUCUUUGAUUUUGUGGUAAUGUCCUUCAUACCAGGUUGUACUUAAUUGCAAAAAUCCCCAAAUGAUGUUGAAUGCAUUUCUCUGCCUAUACCAAUGUUCUCCAGUACAGGCCCUAUCAGGUUUUUCUAAGAAUUAUGUCUUUUAGAAGUGAAAGACUGAAAAUAUAAAUGUAUAGAUAUAUAUUCAACUUUUAGUUUAUUUCUAGGCCCAGGUCAAAAUAUUAUAAUCGUUCCUUUUAUAUUUUAAAAAGCAAAUGUUUACUUUUUAUCCUUGAUGUGCAUGCAAGUUUAUUGUAACUUUCUUAUACCUUUUUUGAGCUGUUUAUUUCAGUCAUCGAAACAAAUAAGUUCUGUGUAAGUAGUUUUAGUCUUGUUUAAUGCAAUAUGGGCCUGAGUGGGUGGGAUUUGGGGACUGGAGGUAGAAGCUAACAUUUCAUGUAACCGCUAACCUGGAAUCAGGAUCCAUUUUUUUGUGUGUGUAUGUAAAUAAAUUACAAGACCCUACUGAA
Molecule: messenger RNA, 4537 nt
Organism: Oncorhynchus kisutch (coho salmon)
Lineage: Eukaryota; Metazoa; Chordata; Actinopteri; Salmoniformes; Salmonidae
Product: bromodomain-containing protein 3-like
Exons: 11
Coding region: 244-2163 (639 amino acids)
Biological process (GO): regulation of DNA-templated transcription; chromatin remodeling
Cellular component (GO): nucleus; chromatin
Source: RefSeq, a predicted model, not a curated record